This is a messenger RNA of Osmerus eperlanus (European smelt), 2025 nucleotides long. RefSeq names its product VRK serine/threonine kinase 2 (gene vrk2). Gene Ontology annotation, cellular component: nucleus; cytoplasm. Gene Ontology annotation, molecular function: protein serine/threonine kinase activity; ATP binding. The coding region runs from base 196 to 2025 and encodes 609 amino acids. The transcript has 14 exons. Gene Ontology annotation, biological process: signal transduction; peptidyl-serine phosphorylation. The record is from RefSeq and is a predicted model, not a curated record. Lineage: Eukaryota; Metazoa; Chordata; Actinopteri; Osmeriformes; Osmeridae.
AACUUAUCAGUUUCUUUCCCCCCACAACUCUCGUUGCUUGAUUAGUCAUGUUAAAUUCUAGAGCUAUUCUAGUGAUAUUACAUAGAAAGGUAGGCUACGUUGGUGCUAACUUGCCAAGACAAGUUCAGUUAUGGUGACUGAUGCUGGUGGUGCCGUGAUUAAUUAACGCUGCAGAUAACAAGGUUAGGUAUUUAGAUGGCACCAAGAAAACCAAAACUGCCUACCGCUCUGCCUGAAAACUUUGAACUGACGGAUACGGAAAAGAAGAGAUGGAAGUUGGGAAAAAUCAUCGGCCAAGGAGGUUUUGGGUUGAUCUAUCUUGCCUCGCAAGAUUUGGACAAACCUGUGGCACAAGACUCAAAUUUUGUUAUAAAACUGGAGUACCAUGAAAACGGCCCAUUGUUCUCUGAGCUCAAGUUCUACCAGAGAGCCGCGAAGCUGGAGAGCAUACACAGGUGGAAAACGACAAAGAAGAUUGAUUUUCUGGGAAUUCCAGCAUACUGGGGUUCCGGAUUGGCAGAACACAAUGGAAAGAGGUACAGGUUCAUGGUGAUGGAUCGUCUGGGCACCGACCUGCAAAAAGUGUGCGAUGGUAACGGAGGCCAGCUGAAGACAAACACAGUGCUUCAGCUGGGCUGCUCCGUGCUAGAUGUUUUAGAGUACAUCCAUGAAAACGAGUAUGUCCACGCAGACAUCAAGGCAUCCAAUCUGAUGCUUGGAUACGGAGACCCCAGCAAGGUGUACCUAGCAGACUACGGCCUCUCCUACAGAUUCUGCCCUGAUGGCGUACACAAGGAGUACAAGGCCAACCCAAAGAAAGGCCACAAUGGAACGAUCGAGUACACCAGCUUGGAUGCUCACAACGGAGCUGCUCCAUCCAGAAGAGGGGAUCUCCAAGUGUUGGGGUUCUGCUUGUUACACUGGCUUUGUGGAACGCUGCCGUGGGACUCGGAGCUCAAGAAUCCCACACAGGUUCAUGAGGCCAAGGCCAGGCUGAUGGACAACUUGCCGAACUCGGUGCAGAAACUUCCUAUGGAUAGAGCUGUCUCGGACAAGAUGGCUGACUUCUUUCUGCAAGUUAAGGAGCUGGCUUAUGAGCAGCGUCCAGACUACCAGGCCCUGAGGACACUGCUGUCUGCAGGGGGGCGGAGGGCUGGGGGAGGCCAGGGAGGACUGGACUUGUCUGGGCCUCCAGGAGAGCUGGCUGGGGGCACGACCAGGGGACCACACAGGAGCAAGGGAACAGGCCAAGAUCGAGGGUCAGCCAUAAAAAAGCCAGGAAGAAGGGGGGAACAGGUGGUGGAGGAAGAGGAGGAUGAAGUGAAAGGAGGUAACGAGCGAGGAGAUGGAGAGGAAGCUAAAGCUGGCAACAUGAGGGCUCCUGCCACAACCACACCUGACAAGAAACAGACCAGACCCAGGGGAUCCAGAUCUAACCCUGCCCCCGAGCAGGAGGGUGAGAGACCCAGACCCAUCGCAGCGUGCCACCUCAGAGGACCACCCAUAGGGCCCAGGGCCCAGCCAGACCUGGGGAAAAGCAGAACAAAAAACAAAAGACCGGUCCAGGAAAAAGCAGCUGAAGACUUUGACCUCACGGUGACCUCAGGACCACAAGUCAACCCCCGGCUGCCUCGCCACACACGACUAGCCUCACCUGCCAAGACAAGCAGCAGGUGGGACCAGGAUGACUGCUACAGUAGGAGACCCAGCCUCACACAGACUAGUCGCUCUGGUCAGACACACAGGCCCUGGCAGGAGCCUUCCAAGGCUGAUGAUCACAGGGAGGACGAUGACCAGGGUUAUGACCAGAGAUGGGGGAAUCGAAGAUACAGCCACACAGACAACAGAGGCUACAAGCAACAGUACAAUGAUGACAGCGACCAUGGUCACAGAGAGACACAAGCCCCUCAACAGAAGGGCUCCUGGUCCUCCAGGAUCUACUGUGCUGCAGGGCUUGUCUUCAUCUUGCUUGCCUUUCUACUUGCACUGAGAGACAGGGAUUUGCACUCUAUUCUCCUGCACUAA